This is a messenger RNA of Coregonus clupeaformis (lake whitefish), 8419 nucleotides long. Its product is annotated as rho GTPase-activating protein 23. Gene Ontology annotation, molecular function: protein binding. Gene Ontology annotation, biological process: signal transduction. The record is from RefSeq and is a predicted model, not a curated record. NCBI's taxonomy places the organism in Eukaryota, Metazoa, Chordata, Actinopteri, Salmoniformes, Salmonidae.
GCAAAGGGGUGGAGAGAUGGGCUCUCCUCGUCCGGUGACAACCCUCGGCCUGCGAUGGCAGCGGGAGCGGGAGGCGAGGGGGUUGGCGUUGGCUGGCAGGGCCCCCGGACUCUACUACUCCAGAAGAACUCCCAGGGCUUCGGCUUCACACUGCGCCACUUCAUCGUCUACCCACCAGAGUCUGCCCUGCACACCAGCCUCAAGGUACCACCACUGGACACAACAACUGGGGCUUUAAAGGACGAGGAGAACGGGAAUGGAAAGGGGAGAAGUAGGUUGGAGCCAAUGGACACCAUAUUUGUCAAGAAUGUGAGAGAGAGAGGUCCUGCUCACCAGGCUGGCUUGUGUACAGGGGAUCGGCUGGUGAAGGUGAAUGGAGAGAGUGUCCUGGGGAAAACCUACUCCCAGGUGAUCGCCCUCAUACAGAACAGUGAGAGUGUGUUGGAGCUCUGUAUAAUGCCAAAAGAUGAAGACGUGCUGCAGCUGGCAUACUCCCAGGAUGCCUACCUGAGGGGCAACGAGCCUUACACAGGGGGAGCCCGGAACCUUCCGGUACCCCCGCCCCUCUGCUACGCUCCCCGCGCCAAGUCCCAGCCUCCCGCCGGUGCCCCGGCCCCCAUGGGCCAGAACCAGCUGGACAACUGGAGCCGCUGGGCAGGCUCCUCCAGCCCUUCGUCCCCCUGGACAACCGCUCCGCCGUUGGCAGCCCGGCCAGCUGGCAGGAGGGGCGGGGCGGAGAGCCGGGGGGCAUGGGCCACAGUAGCCCCCCCCACAGGACAGAGGAGAUCCUACGGUGUGACCGGGCAGCAGCCUACGGGACAGACCAGGGGUCGCUCUUACUCCUCAUCUUCCUCCUCAGGAGGGCCCCUCAGCAGCCCUCUGCAUGUCCACUACGUCAACCACAAUGCUGCCACCGCCACCACCGCCUCCUCUCAGCCACGGAAGGUCAGCCAGGCCUGGGCCAGCCCUCCCCAGCCCAGCCCCAGCCGCAGCCAGCACUGCCAACAGGCCCUGUCUGAGUGGUACUACAGCCAAGCUGCUGAGCAGCGCCAGGGCCGUAGUGGCAGCAUGCACCAACGCCACCGCAGCUACUCUCAGGACAGGCUGUGUGAGACAGGCCCCGGGCGCCACCGCCGGGGUCCGAGUGGCUGGCCCCACAGCGCCUCCCAGGACACCCUGAUGCUACUGCAGCAGUCGGGCCCCGGCCCCCACGGGGACCCCUCUUGGACCUACGGAGACUGGGAGGGGGCCCGGGACCGGAGUCACCCCUCCUCCUAUGGCAGCAGAGCCCGGUCAGAGAACCUGCUGGUACAGUACGACCGCUAUGGCCACUCACUGGAGAUGCUGGAGUCGCCCGUUUUGAGAGGCCCGCCUGGCUGCAGCAGGCCCCACAGCAAGCUCCCAGGACUGAGGCCUACCAGAGGAAGGGGAACCAGUAUGGUGUCGCACCGACCCCCUCUAUGGGCCGACAAGCACAGCCGCACCACAAAAAGCCACUCCCAACCCCAACCCCACUCACAGUCCCACACACAGCCCCAGCCCCAACAGCCAGCCCCCCAGAGCAGACGUCUGCCUACCGGACAGAGCCUGGACGACCAGCCAGUAGGUUACCGCAGCUACAGCCCCUCCUUCUACCGCAAGACAGGCCGCAUCAUGCAGCAACCCUCCUUCAGGGACCCCUCCUACCUUGGCCCCCACCUCAGCUGGGCCCCCACCCCCAAAACCACCCCCCCAGAGGGUGUUAUCCCCCCAGUUCCAUCCCCCCUGGCCUCCACCACCCCCGAGCCCCUUGACAGGGCCUACCGCCCCACCAACCAUGAGAGGGGGGCAGUGGAAGGGCAGGUGGAGGUGGAGGCUCAGACCCAGGAGGUCAAACUGAGACAGAAACCCCCCACGGGGCGAAGGAGCGCCCACGCCAUGCGCCACCCCCACUACACCCUGCCUGUAGAUGGAACGGAACCCCCUGUGUUCCCCCCUGACCCCCACGACGCUGUCCCUGCCCCUCGCCCCUCAGGAGAGGGUGCCCCGCGCCGUACCAAUGGCAACCUGGCCCCUCUGUCUGUAGAGGAUGACGCAAUGGCCUCCAUUCCCUUUAUAGAUGAGCCGACGAGCCCCAGCGUUGACCUCCGUGCCCGCCACGUGCCCGCCUCCUCCGUGGUGUCCGGCGGCAUGAGCUCAGCGCCCGCCAUCGUCACCAGCCCCGCCUCCCCUACCUUCACCUUCCCCCUAACCAGGCUCUUCUCACACGACUGCAGCAGUAUUAAAUCCAGUCGCCGUUCCUCCUAUCUUCUAGCCAUCACCACGGAGCGCUCCAAGUCAUGUGACGAGGGACUCAACACCUUCAGAGGAGAAGAGGGCCGCGUCUUUUCGAGGCUGCCAAAGAGAGUGAAGAGUUUCUUCACAGAUGGGUCCCUGGACAGUCUGGGGGCAGCGGAGGAAGCGCGCUCCAAACGCCACUCCACCUCAGAGCUGGGCAGCAUCAGCUACAGUGACAUAUGGAGAGAGGGAUGGCUUCACUACAAACAGAUCCUCACGGAGAAGGGCAAGAAGGUGGGCAGCGGCAUGCGUCCGUGGAGGCGGGUCUUCUCGGUGUUGCGCUCCCAUUCACUCUUCCUUUACAAGGACAAGCGGGAGGCAGUCCUGCGGGGCGCCACUCUGGGAGGUGAUGCCGACGAGGAGCAGCCAAUCAGCAUCCGGGGCUGCCUGGUGGACAUAGCGUACAGCGAGACCAAGCGUAAGCAUGCGCUGCGGCUGACCACUCAGGACUUCUGUGAGUACCUGCUGCAGGCCGAGGACAGAGAUGACAUGCUGGACUGGAUCAAGGUCAUCAGGGAGAACAGCAAGACCGACAAUGAGGAGCUGGGAUUCUCAAGACAGGCUCUAAUCAGUAAGAAGCUCAAUGACUACAGGAAACAGAGUCCAACAGGCAACAAGCCAGACUCCUCUCCCAGGGUGCCCCGUGCCAAGCCUUCCUUCCUGCUGGCCAAGAUGGAGAACGCUGCCGGGGCACCGCGCUCACCCAAACCUGAGGGCAAAGAUGAGAGCAGCCCCCCUAAGUCGCCAUGGGGGAUCAACAUCAUGAAGAAGUCCAAGAAGUCAGGGCCCAAGGCUUUUGGAGUGAGGCUAGAAGACUGCCAGCCAGCUGCCAACAACAAGUUCAUCCCUAUGAUUGUGGAGAUCUGCUGUGGGCUGGUGGAGGAGAUGGGUCUGGAGUACACAGGCAUCUACAGGGUCCCAGGGAACAAUGCAGUGGUGUCCAGCCUUCAGGACCAGCUCAACAAGGGGUCGGACAUCAACCCUGCAGAGGAGAAAUGGCAGGACCUGAACGUGAUCAGCAGCUUGCUCAAGUCUUUCUUCAGGAAACUUCCAGAGCCCCUCUUCACUGAUGAUAAGUACAAUGACUUCAUCGACGCUAACCGGAUGGAGAAUGCCGGGGACCGGCUAAAGACCAUGAAAAAACUGAUUCGUGACUUACCGGACCAUUACUACCACACUCUCAAGUUCCUGGUUGGCCAUCUGAAGACGGUAGCUGACCACUGUGAGAAAAACAAGAUGGAACCUCGUAACUUGGCCCUGGUGUUCGGGCCCACGCUGGUGCGGACGUCUGAAGACAACAUGACAGACAUGGUGACUCACAUGCCUGACCGCUACAAGAUAGUAGAGACGCUCAUCCAACAUUAUCUCUGGUUUUUCAGUGAGGACCUGGACAAGGAUGAAAAGACUCCAGUAGACACGAAGGACCUGGUGCCUGCCCCCAACAUCGACCACUUGCUCUCCAACAUCGGCAGGACCGCUCUGCUAGGGGAGGCCUCAGACUCAACCAACAGUGACUCAGCUAAAUCUAAGGGGUCUUGGGGGUCAAAGCGAGACCUCAAUGCCAAGGACUUCCUGACACUGUCCAUCAUGUCCGCUGUCACCGGACGCAAGCGCAGGAAUCGCCACAACGGCCGCAUGGUGGGCAGCAGCACGGACGACGACUCGGAGCACGAGCCAAUCAAAGCCAGCCACCUGGGCGCGGAAGAGGCGGGGCUGGUGGUGGGAGGAGAAGACACCGCCCCACGAGCAGAGGGAGAGGAAGAUGAGGAGGAGGAAGAAGUGGAGUCUGUAGUAGAGAGAGUGAGAGUGCAGGAGGAGGUGGAGGUAGAGGAGGUGGUAGUUCCCAGCAUGCCGUGCGGUGGUGAGAAAGAAAAAGCAGGGCAGACUGUGAUGCUGCUCCCUGAGGAAGAGGCGGUGACGGCGGAGGUGAAGGGCAGGGCGUGGCGGGGGCCAGAGGACGCUCGCUCUAUCGUCUCCGGUUACUCCACCCUCUCCACACUGGGGCGGAGCCUGGCGUCUGAGGGCCGGUGCGAUGAAGCUGACGACGAACGCAACGAGCUGGUGAGCGAGACGGACAAUGAAAGUGGAUUCGCCUCACGCUCCCUUACCCAGGAGAGACCUGAGAAACACCCCUCUACAUCCACUUCACCCACCCUCACACCCACUAUCCCCACACAGCCCCCCACAGCAGCACAACGAAGCUUCCUGUACACACACUACAAACCCCCCGCUGUCUCCCCCACUCCCCAGCACACCACCCCCACCCCCUCCACACACACUCAGGACCCUGGGGAGAGGAGCGAGGGUGGGGCACGAUCCACCACCCCUUCCUCCUCCUCCUUCUCGUCCUCCUCCACCACCCACAGACUGCACCCCCGGCCCUCGUUCAACUCCCACAAGCUGAUCCAGUGUGACACGCUGGCCAGGAAGAAGCUAAAGGACAGAGGGAAGACCAAGGCUUGUUCUCUGGACCUGCUGGACCUCCCUGGGCCUUCAGGAGAGGAGGAGGGAGCUGGGGCACCAGGGGCCCAGAGGGACCGAUCCAGGACCAACCCUUCCUCAGGGAGCAGCCAGGAGAGCCUGCGUCCCCCCCAGCCCAAAUCAGCCCUGCCGCCUAGCGAGGCUGCCUCCUUCACCCCCAGCGGGACAGGGCAGGGUCAGGGGCGAGGGUCUCUGGCUGACCAGGUGCGGGCGCGCCUGCUGGGCUCGGCUGAUGACCUGCGUAUCGUGGGGCUGAGGAAGCCACUCUCCCCAGAGACGAGGAGGAAGAGACGGGCCUGGAGAAGACACACUGUGGUGGUCUCACCUACCGAGACGGGCGACAAGAGGCCUGCGCUAGCCACCAACGAGUUCCCCAUGUCCCUCGCCACUUCCAACCAGGACAAACCACAGGGGUCACCCCUCGAACCCCCAGGAGCUUGACCCAGGACAUCCUCUUCCCCUGGGCCAGAAUCCCCCCGUCACACGCCGAACACCAGCCUCCAGGUUCCAUCAGUAUCUGUAACAAUGGACAGAGACUGAUAGGCCUGUAAGUUACAAGGCCCCCCGGGCCUCCCUCUCAAAGUCUCCCUCCCCUGAGCUGCUGAUCCAGGGCUGCUGUCUGAGGGUCAGAUAGUGCUGACCCCAGGUCAGUUGCAUGAUGGCAGUGGGUAGUGGACAGCAGAGCCACAGACAGACACAAGGGGUCUUGUGACAGGUCUGAGAACAGUUUCUGGCCUCCAGUCUACUCACGCUCCCUUUUCAUUUGAAUCAGCUCCGUUUGCAUGGCAAGGGGCAUUCCAGUAUUUGCCAAAGCUUUUUUUUGUGUGUUUUAAAUAAAAAAUAAAAUAAUGCUAAUCUGCAAUGGGACAGCAGAGAAACAGACAGACAGACCUCAUCACAGUCAAUGUUAAAGCCAAGAACUCUCCCUCAUGCAGGCAGCAGACAGACAGUGUGUUACUGAAUAAUAGGAUCCUUCCUGUCCUCUCUGUUGCUUCCUGUCUGACACAGGAAGUGGGUUGUCCUCUCCCAGUGCACAGGGAAAGCAUGCCAAACCAAGCCUUCCCAGGGUUCCUCACAGAGUGACACUUUCAACAGGGCUGUGGGCUCUCUCUCUGUCUUUCUCACACACACACACACAUUAGCUGAGAGAUCAGCACGUACACUAUAAGAAGAGUACAGGCAGUAUUGGAAUGUGAGUUUUGAGAAGGAGAACUCUGUCUAACUUUUGGCCCCAGCACUGACUUCUAUAUCACUCAGUCUUCGUUAAUAUUCUGUUACUAUGACAACCACAGAACAACUGGCUCUAACACUCAACUAGUUGCCAACACACAGAAAUAACAUAACUCUCUACACACACACACACACACACACACACAUAGCUCACACAGCAGUAGUGGUCUGAAACCAAGCUGCCUGUCUCUCUUUAAUGUUUGUCUGUCUGUACAUAUGUGUGUUUGCCUGACAAUGCCUGUGAGUAUGUUUGAGUGUGCAGGUGUUUGUGUGUUGAACUAUUUUGUAACAUUUGUACAAAGCCUUGUUAAGUUAACCUUGUAAAUAUAUAUAUAUUACAUUAUCAUUAUUUGUUGUUGUUUUUUUUGUUUGUUUUUUAAGGUUUACAUAAGUGCACAUAGGUGCACCAUCAUUUCCUUCAAGAUGUUACUUGAAAUGUUUCCCUUAAUAUAUUAUUUUUUGUUUUAUAUACAGUAUAUAUUAUAUAUAUUUUUUGUAUGAAAAGAAUAAGUACUUUUAUUGUGAUUUGACUUCUCGGGUGUACUUGUUUUUAAAACAAUCAAAAAAGAAACAACCUAAACCUGACUAAAAGCCUGUUCCUUGUUUCCUCAUAGAUGGCCUUUCUCUGUGACUCACAGUACUAUGCAGAAAUACUUUCUCUCAUUUCGCAAACAUAGAAUAACUAACACUUCCAACAUUAACAUUCUCCAGUCAAUAUCCUUAGUUCUGGCAGUUGAAAUGCCUAUCCGUUUCAUGGCUGGAUAGCAUCCAUUUCCGCAUUUGAAGAAAGCAAUGUACUCUCCCCUGGCUGACACUACUAUCUACCUUGUGCUGACAAUGCUUAUCUUAUUUUGCAGCAAACAGGGCUUUAUCUACCAUAAUCUAAUUUAAGUCAAAAUAAUGUUUGUAUGCAUCUCAGCUCUCUUAUCAAAGAACGAUCACAUACUGUCCUUGCAACAACUCUAUCAUAACUGUCUUUUCAAUUGGAUUAAGUAUUAGUUGGUAAUAAUUUGCUUGACCAAACCUGCCUAUGUGUACCAGAGGAAACGUUUGCUUUCAUUUUAUGGGUGACAGAGAAAGCGCGAAAUAUUGACAACAUGCCCUGUUACAUUUUGUAAGGUCUGUCAAUUAUAUUUUCUUUGUUAUAUUAUCAGGAAUAUUUCGAGUAUUAAACCAUCUGCACAUGGUUUUUCAUGUCACAUAUUUCAUUUCCGUAAGGUUAGACUCACUCAAGUGGAUAACCACUGUGAGCAGGGGUGCUUCAGAAUUCCGGGACACAAAUGAAUGAUUGCAGAAAUGUGGUUACCAUAAGUCGGCAUUUUGGGGUCUGCUGUGUUUCUAGACUUGCAUACCAUUCUCUUGGCCAUGGUCCAAGAUGAGUUUCCAUUUCCCAAAUACUCUUUAUUAACUAUCCCUCGACCAAUGUCAUAUGGGACUUAUUCUUUGGUUUUCCCCUUUGCUUGACCGGAUUUUUGUCAUGAUUAAAUGUAAUUGACUUUUUGUUGUUGUCUUGUCUUGUCUUACCUCAAGAGUUGCCCUACAAGUGCCUGAUUUCUGGAGUGUUUUUGUUCUGAAGUGCCAUGGUCAGUCCUCACCUCCCCAUUAACCCUCAUUAUUCCAGAUUCUCAAAGCCAGAAACCUCAACCUUCACACCUAGUUAUAAACCAGACUGAAUCCAUUAUCUUCUCGUUGCUGCGCUUACAUCUUAGCCGCUGACCCAAGGACGUGUAUCAUAUACGAGCAGCCUCUCUGCGAGGCCAUUAAAAGCACACUGUGUCUGGCCAAGGACUUGUCUAUGCUGUCUGUUUGCAUCUAACAAGCACUUACAAACAGCUGAAUACCUGAUGCUGCAAGGAGAGGGAAAGUAUAGUGCUCUCACCUGCUUUUCUCGCACACUAGAGGUUAUUUCAUGUGGACAGAGUUUUGUAUGGUACGCAUAACAAGCCCUAAUCAAGGGUAACCAAGACCUAGAACAUGGGAAUAUGGUACCAACUCAUUUGCAUUCGAUUUCGUUUGAUGAACUAACUGUAUAAAUUCAAACAGUCAGUCAAUAGGAGACAUACAGCUGAACCAAACUGCUCAUGCCUUCAUCGAAAAGACAAAUACAUGAAAUUGUAGAAUAUUCUGACAACACUCAAUGUGUGUUUAGCUGUCUGUUUCUUGAAAUGUGAUAUACCUUAUGUUUGUUAUUAUGUCUGUUAAUAUUUUGUACAUAUUGUCUUGAUAUGUAACAUAUUGUAUUGUGUAAAGUACAUUUUGAAUUGCUUUGAGUAGACGAUCUUAUAAGAAAAUGGCUUGACUAAAGGUUAUCAACCUGGAACCAUUUCAUUCGAUGGCUUUUUGCUUCAAAGCAAGGUUUUAUUAUGUAAAUAAACAGAAUUACGUUAUAAAA